Salvia miltiorrhiza (redroot sage) is the source of this 697-nucleotide messenger RNA. RefSeq lists its product as uncharacterized. The transcript has 2 exons. The record is from RefSeq and is a predicted model, not a curated record. The coding region runs from base 66 to 614 and encodes 182 amino acids. NCBI's taxonomy places the organism in Eukaryota, Viridiplantae, Streptophyta, Magnoliopsida, Lamiales, Lamiaceae.
ACAACUAUAAAUUGCCUAUAGCCAAACAUAUUAGUAUGUAAUAGUAAUAGACAGGCUUAUAAAAAAUGGCCAAGGAAGGGAGAGGUUUCGGAAAGAAAGAUUCGAGCUUGAUGUUCAGAGAGAUUUCGCCGCCACACAAAUGGGAUCAGGAUUUACAUUCUCAUUACCUGCGCUUAACACUUCCCGGUUUUGCAAAUGCCGACAUAACUUUACACAUAGACAAAUACGGCCAUCUGGUGGUUCGUGGAAGCCACCAGAUAACCGAACACAAGUACGUGAGUUUCGAGGAGACGUUUGACGUGGCCGAUGACGCCGACCUCGAGCAGGCCGAGGGAUUGUUUCAAGACGAACAAAUAUAUUGUGUGGCCAUCCCUAAGAGCAACAAAUUAGGGCAAAGGAAUGAAGAUGGAGUUAAAUUUGAUGAUCGUGAUCAUAAUAAGGAUAAGAAAAGUGAAUCCAUGCCUAAUAAAUAUGGAGUUAGGACAAUGCCAAAUGAUCCGUCACGUCCUUCCUCACUUAUUAGGACACACAAGUCCAUGAGGAAAAUUGUAUUUUUAAUUGCAAUAUUAGUUGCGAUAUAUGCUGCUUGGCUUAAUCGUGAACCUAAUAAUUGAAACAUUUAUUUGUAUAGUGUCGAAUAAGCAUGCAAUUAAGUAUGUGAAUAAUGUUUGAUCUAUGAAACUGAAUUGCAAAUUAA